Mangifera indica (mango) is the source of this 822-nucleotide messenger RNA. Its product is annotated as thioredoxin H7-like. NCBI's taxonomy places the organism in Eukaryota, Viridiplantae, Streptophyta, Magnoliopsida, Sapindales, Anacardiaceae. The record is from RefSeq and is a predicted model, not a curated record. The transcript has 3 exons. Bases 84 to 476 code for a protein of 130 amino acids.
ACACUCUCAACUACAAACCAAAUUCAAUCUUCUCCUCUGGUAAGUUGUAAGCACUUUUCCUUUUGAGAGAUUAGUUAAGCAAGAUGGGAGCAAACAUGUCUGAGUUGGAGAACCCACAUGGAUUCAGCCCUGUAAAAACCAACCAGCUUAUGGAGUGCCAUUCAAAGAACCAAUGGAAGGCUCAGUUUGAUGCCAACAAGGAAACCAACAAGCUGGCGGUGGUUUAUUUUACGGCAACCUGGUGUGGACCUUGUAAAUUCUUGGAGCCGUAUAUCAAAGAAAUAGCAGCCAAGUAUUUAGACGUUUCCUUUGUCAAGAUUGAUGUCGACAAGUUAGCGGCAGUGGUAAAGGAAUUUGAGCUGAUUGAUGUGGUGCCAACCAUGGUUUUUGUUAAGAAGGGGAAAGAAAUUGAUAGGUUGGUGGGUGCCAAAAAGGAAGAACUACAGAUGAAAAUUGAGCAACACAGGAAUUAUUAAUCAAAAUGCUGCUGCCUUUAAUUAAUUAAGGCAAGUAAACUCAUUGCAAUUUCCUAUAUAUAAUAAAACUACGUAUAUACACAUUUUGUAUACAAGUAAAUACACAUAUAGAUAUGUCAUUAUACGAAUAGGUGAUUUCAAAUUAAUAAUAAAAUAAUAUAUCAUAUCACAUAAUGACACAUCUAUGUAUGUACUUAUUUAUAUAUAAAAAAUAUGUACGUAUACCAUUGCUCCUUACUAAAUAAGAUUAUCAUUUCUUUAAUUUCCAUAUUAUUGUAACUGUAGCUUGUUGAAGCUAUUAUUGUAAGGAUUAAGGAUAAUUAAUAUAUAACAGUUUCAUUAGUUA